Protomyces lactucae-debilis is the source of this 1890-nucleotide messenger RNA. Its product is annotated as ABC1 family-domain-containing protein. Gene Ontology annotation, cellular component: mitochondrion. The transcript has 3 exons. The record is from RefSeq and is a predicted model, not a curated record. Lineage: Eukaryota; Fungi; Ascomycota; Taphrinomycetes; Taphrinales; Protomycetaceae. The coding region runs from base 1 to 1890 and encodes 629 amino acids.
AUGCGCUGGACUCUGCUAGCCCUCACAGUCCUCACGAACGAAGAGCGGCUGCUAGAAGAGUCCGAGAAGGAAUGGGAUGAGCUAUACAAUCAAGUCCCUCAAGAUCGCAGCUUCCUCUACAAAGCCUAUCGCUCACUUGCUAUACCAUUCCGCGUCUGGGUAUUUGAACCGCUAGCGACGGCAUUCCGCUUCAUCCACCUCGUCCUUAUCUUUACACCCGUCUUGGUUGCCAUCCCUAUAGUCUUUCUGGGAUCCAUCAAAGCUGGCUCGCAUGAUAAGUCUGGCGCCGUGCUCUGGUAUCGCUUCCUCGUACACCAAAUGGAACUCGCUGGACCUACCUUUAUCAAACUCGGUCAAUGGGCAGCCAGUCGAACAGAUAUCUUCCCAGAUGCCAUGUGUGAGCUCAUGUCGAAACUCCACUCCAACGUCUCUGCGCAUCCUCUCUGGCAAACAAAGCGCAUCAUUCGAAAAGCCUUCAAUGGACUACGGUUUGAGGAGAUUUUCGAGGAAUUUGAGGAAAAGCCGUUAGGGGUCGGUGCCAUUGCUCAAGUAUACCGUGCAAAGCUCAAGGCCAAUCUCCUACCAGACUCUAAAGCGGCCUCGAAACAUGUCAAGCAGAAAAGACGACUGACACCCUUGGUUGUACAGACGUUGCCACAAUCGCCACCGAGUGGCUCCGUUGCCAUCAAAGUCUUGCAUCCGCGUGUUGAAAAGACGGUGCAUCGAGAUUUACGCAUCAUGAAGUUCUUUGCACGGAUUCUGAAUGCGAUUCCUACACUUGAAUGGUUUUCCUUUCCAGACGAAGUGGAUCAAUUCAGUGAGAUGAUGCGGCUGCAGCUUGACUUGCGUAUCGAGGGCAACAACCUAAGCAAGUUUCAAGAAAACUUCAAGAGUCGCAGUCAAGUCACGUUUCCAUUCCCCUAUCACGAAUACACGACACGCUCUGUGUUGAUUGAAGAGUACGCACAUGGUCUACCACUACAAUACUUCUUGGACGCUGGUAGUGCCUUCAACAGUGAUCUUGCAGAUACUGGACUCGAUGCCUUUUUGCAUAUGCUGAUUCUCGAUAACUUUGUGCAUGCAGAUCUACACCCUGGCAACAUUAUGGUUCGCUUCUUUAAGCCAGUGACACAACCCUUUCUACAGCAGGUAUCGGAAAUCUUCCAUUUAAAUGAUGCAGCCUCGCAGAAGCGUAUUCAUGGCAUCAUGCAUGAUGAUGAAGCAACCGAUCUUGUGGUUGCACGGAUGAAGCCGCUCAGGCAUGACAAAGCAGCAUGGUUGGCUGAACUUGCAAAAGUCGCUAACGAAGGUUUUCGACCACAACUCAUCUUUAUUGAUACAGGACUCGUUACUGAAUUAAAUACCCUCAACCGCCGCAACUUCCUAGACCUCUUCUCAGCAGUGGCGAGUUUUGAUGGACAUCGAGCGGGGACGCUGAUGGUGGAACGUUGUCGACAAUCGAGUGCUGUCUUGGAACCUGAGAUCUUUGCCCUCAAGAUGCAACAUCUCGUGCUCAAUGUCAAGUCGCAAACGUUCAGCCUUGGCAAGAUUCGCGUGGGUGAUAUUUUGAAUACAGUGUUGUCGAUGGUACGAGACCAUCAUGUACGCAUGGAAGGCGACUUUAUCAAUGUCGUGUUGAGCAUUUUACUGCUUGAAGGAAUUGGUCGUCAACUUAACCCAGAUCUCGAUUUGUUCAAGAGUGCCAUUCCAUUUUUGAGAGAAGCAGGCAAACAAGGUGUGAAGCAAGCAGCAGCCGGCGAUACACAGGAGAAACUCACAUGGAUCAAAGUCUGGCUGGGUUUGGAGUUGCGAGAGAUGUAUGUGGCUAGUACAUCGGCUGCGCAAGUGGAGGAAUUGGUUUCACAUGAUGUAUUCUCGACUAAUGUUUGA